Symbiodinium sp. CCMP2456 is the source of this 756-nucleotide messenger RNA. The record is from the annotation of a GenBank genome assembly. Lineage: Eukaryota; Dinophyceae; Suessiales; Symbiodiniaceae.
AUGAGUGGUGAAGGCAAAGUUCUCUCAAAGCCUGGCGGCCACCAGCUGGAUCACAUUGGUCUCGCGGUGAACGACCUGGAUAAAGGUGUAGCGCGAGUAGCUGAACUCACCGGUGUGCAGCCCAUCGUGCACCCACCGGAGCCGAACGCGCCUUACCAGAGCGCCAGCUUGAAGAUCGGAGAGAAGUCAUUCUUGGAAAUCCUGGGUCCGAACCCGGCGCAUGGCGGCAUCCAUCCAUUAAAGUCCCUCCUGCGAAGCAUGCCUCCAGAUGAGCUGACUCUUUGGUUCUGGUAUGUUGGUACAGACGACUUCGAGAAGUUCGAGUCGAAAGUCGUUGCUGGGGGGCGAUGCAUCGAAAAUAAGGUCAUCCAGGAUGAGCCCGGCACGAACGACGAGCACUCCACCUACGUGCGUGGGCAGAUUGGUCCCGGCUUUGACCCGGUCUUCCCGAAUGCCAUCCAGUGGAAGACUCCGCCGAGGACUGAACUGGACACAGGGAUGCAGAUGUGUCCUCUGAAAGAAUUUCACGUCACAGCCAGUGCCCAAGACGUCGUCGGUACAUUCUUCAACACCACAGGCAUAGACACUUCUAUCCUCAAGCAGAGUGAGGAUGGUAAGUCUUACCUGUCGCUCACAAUUUCAACACCAAAGGGCGAUGUGCAGUUCAGGAGUGAAGCCAAGCAAGUGACGAUGUUAGGAGUGCUUUACACAUGCUUGAUGGAUGUGUUUCGUGGGGCUGCAUGCUGCACUGCGUAG